This is a messenger RNA of Spirometra erinaceieuropaei, 336 nucleotides long. Lineage: Eukaryota; Metazoa; Platyhelminthes; Cestoda; Diphyllobothriidea; Diphyllobothriidae. The record is from the annotation of a GenBank genome assembly.
AUGCUGACUUUCAAAGGGCGUCUCAGCGCCGUCUCGCAGAAUAUGCGAUCUACGAUGGAGAAGGAGUAUGAGGGACGGGGGGAAGAGAAGGAGGAGGAGGAGGAGGAGGAGGAGGAGGAGGAGAACGACCAUCUGACUUUAUUUCAUAUCCUCGUAUGGCCCAAAGUGUGGUGGCCUUACAACCAGAGUAUUCAUGCAAGCGACAAAUACAACACAAGUACCGAGCUCCAACAGCAACCCCCAGCUACUCACAAAGGACACCAGACCGACUGGUCUAGAAGCAAUGGAGCGAACCGGAAGGCAACGCUGCACGAUUUCAAUAUUUUUGACAGGUGA